Molecule: messenger RNA, 2812 nt
Organism: Oryctolagus cuniculus (rabbit)
Lineage: Eukaryota; Metazoa; Chordata; Mammalia; Lagomorpha; Leporidae
Source: RefSeq, a predicted model, not a curated record
AAUCUCUGGAACAUAUCAUAGCACUGUACUGAAAAACAUUGGCUUGAUGCAAAGGGUCUCAGCUUAGUUACUUUCUAAUUGUCUAAUAUUUAAGUUAUCUAAUAUGUUUUAAGUUUCUUUGACAGAUAAUACCACUACUUCAUAAAACUUCCUUAGAUGUUUAAGUGUAAUUUUUAAUUAAAAUUUUAACAUGAGCACUUAUCAUGUGGUAAAUUCUCACACUGAAUUAACAGUAUUAGUUAUUUAGUCAAUCAUUCUUUUUAGAAGGGUCGCAGAUUCUUUAUAUAUACCGGUCAUUUAUGAACAUUUCAUUAUGUAAAUGUCCCUCUCUAGGAAUAAUGACCUAUGGACAUAUAAUGAUAGUAGAUGCAUAAUAAAUAAUUAGUAAGUAAGUAGUUUUUCAUCAUGAAAAGUGAUGGUUAUUAGAUUCUCAGGGAACUAUAUAGUCACAUGGGUUGCAGAUAAUUUGAAAAGCAUUGAGACCAAUGACAUCACAAGCAAAAGCUUGAAUGCCUUAAAGGAAAGCAAAAUAAACAAAAAGAUAGCUUUGAGCCUAUUCUACCAGGCACACAAUCUAGGACGAGCAUACCUUUCUGAUGAUAUCAUUACUAUUAUUUCAUAAUUGCAUAAUGAAUAAAGUUGACAAACUAAUUGCUCCCUCAGAGCUAUCACUGAACUCUAUGUAGGGCUUAAAGAGAUCUGAAAUAAAAGAACUCCUAAGAGAAAUCCAUAGAGAGUGAGUACGUGCAGGUCUCCUCUGUACAAGCCCUACACGACUCAGUUCUAGGAAGAGCUCCUCUGGAUGGGACACACUAUGUCUGCUCAGAAACAAUCAAUGUGAAGUCCGGUUCCUUUGGAAAACAUGGUCAUGUUCCCUGAAGGAUGGUGUGAGUAUUCCAAGUUUUGCCUGGGCCUCUCUGUUAGCCUCUGCCCCAGAGUAUUUCAAAAAUGCUGACCCAAGGUUUUGAAACAAUAUGCAUGCACUAAAUGAAGUAAGUGUGUGUGUAUUGUUAUUACUGUUUGAUUAAUGAGUGGAAGAGAUUUCUGUGUAUUCUAGGUGCCAUAUGGUGCUCUUCAGUUGCGUAACCUGACUUGCUAGUAAAGUUCUUUGCCUUUCUUCUACAUGGGUAAUUAUAGUUCUUGCUUCCUCACAGUCCCAUGAAUUUGAUGCUUUCCUUACUGCUACUAUUUCUUUUGAUUAAUAUUUCAGAGUUGCCAUAAGUCCCAGAAUAAUCAGCAGCAUCACUUCAUAGUUGGGGAUCAUAGACUGUGAAAGUCUAGUCUAUUCAAAAAUAUUAUUUAAGAAAACAUUCAUUUGGCAUUAAUUGCAGAAAAUCAAUAUUAAAGGAAGGUGCUUAAAGAACUACAUUGUAGAUAUAUAAAAUAAAGAAAACAUUAAACCUGCGAUUAUAAUGUAAAUUGAAAUCAUAUUAUUGCAAAAAUCAGGAUUCUUACUAAGCGUUCUAAUUUUUACACAUUUUUGUCUUAUUUUUCAGAAGGAAAUGAACAGUGGAGCUUGUCAUUUAAAGACAUCAUGGCAGUUCAAACAUAAAUGCACUCAAAGAGAAUAAAAUUAUGGUAAAAAAAUAAACUACCAGCUUGAGAAUGUUUUCAGUGUGUUCCUGAUCUUGUCAUAGAGGACAACCACCUAUAUUUGCAAAACAUUCCUUCCAGGAGCUGGAGAGACUGGGCCUCUAAAAUAGGCUUUUCUUACAACCUGAUACAGUUAUAGAGAUUUUUCUCUUCCAGACAUAUGAGCAGGUUGGUGCUUGUUAAAAAAUAGCCAAAGUAUUUGUCAGCAUAAAGCUUGACAAUUUGAUGUUGAGUUCCUACUUUGUGUCUUGGGUUCCUUUUAAGGACUGAUUUUCUCACAGCUAUGAGGAAUAUCUCCAUGGUGGCAGAGUUUAUCCUGCUGGGCAUCCCACACACAGAGGGUCUGGAGACCAUGCUGUUUGUCCUGUUUUUGUCCUUCUACAUCUUCACCCUUCUGGGGAACUUGCUCAUCCUACUAGCAAUUGUUUCCUCCACUCGGCUUCACACUCCUAUGUACUUCUUCCUGUGCAAGUUGUCCGUUUUUGAUAUAUUUUUCCCUUCUGUGAGUUCCCCCAAGAUGUUGUUCUACCUCUCAGGGAACAGCCGCACCAUCUCCUAUGCAGGCUGUGUGUCCCAGCUCUUCUUCUACCAUUUCCUGGGCUGCACUGAGUGUUUCCUGUACACAGUGAUGGCCUACGACCGCUUUGUCGCCAUAUGUUACCCUCUGCGAUACACGAUCAUCAUGAGUCACAGAGUGUGUGCCAUCCUGGCCACUGGGACCUCAUUGUUUGGCUGUGUUCAGGCCACCUUUCUAACCACUCUCACCUUCCAAUUGCCCUACUGUGGCCCCAAUGAUGUGGACUAUUACUUCUGUGAUAUCCCAGUGAUGCUGAAGCUGGCUUGUGCAGAUACCUCAUCCCUGGAGAUGGUGGGGUUCAUCAGCGUGGGCCUCAUGCCCCUCAGCUGCUUCCUUCUCAUCCUCACCUCCUACAGUCGCAUUGUCUUCUCCAUCCUGAAGAUCCGCUCUGCAGAGGGCCGACGCCGUGCCUUCUCUACCUGCAGUGCCCACCUCACGGCUAUCCUGCUUUUCUACAUGCCAGUGGUCCUCAUCUACCUAAGGCCAACACCAAGCCCCUCACUGGAUGCAACUGUUCAGGUUCUGAAUAACCUGGUGACCCCCAUGCUGAACCCCUUGAUCUACAGCCUUAGGAAUAAGGAGGUGAAAUCAUCACUAAGGCAGGUCCUGCAUCAGCUGGGCUUCCUUCCUGAGAAGUUGUAA